GACAGUCAUCUAGAACGCCAAAACGGCAAUUUUCAUUUUUAAAGUGUUGUGCAACGAUUUCGGGAAAAAUUUCGCUAAGAAUAGUCUUCUAGAGUCCAGUAGACUAUAUUUCAAUUGUUGUUUUGCGUGGCAGAAUUUCAAGGACAGUGUCUACGGAUUUCGUCUUUUUCGAUUCGGCAACACCGCAACUAUUUGAAUGUGAUGAAUCCGUAACCGUUUAGCACAUUGUGUUUGUUUUUAAGUUAUUUUUUUAAAAUCUCUGUACAUUCCAUUCAUCGUGUCUUUUCAUCUUAAUAAUUCAGGUUCUAGAUAAAUAACUUUUCGUAUAACUGCGCCAGGAUGUCUUCUGGAAAUAUGCAACUUUAUGCAGAAGUUUCAUCUAUGAGAUUGUCGUAUUUGAGAGCCAGGGAUCCCAGUAUUAUAAAUUUCAAUGCGCCCCGAUUGCCUCUGCCUGUGAAUUUAGAGAACAGAUAUUCCGAUGAUGAUAAUAAUAAGAUUGACAAAGAAGCAGAAGAAGAAGAAGAAAGAUCAGAUCAUCUGAGUGUCUUCUUAAGGAUAAAGAAUGGAGUACCAUUCAAAGAUUUGUAUGAAAUUGAUGGAUGCAAUCUUGUCUGCAACUCACCAGAAGGAUCUUAUUCUACAAGGAACAUGAAAGUUGGUAAUCAGCUGAAGAAAAUAUACACAUUUACAAAAAUAUUUGGACCCGAGGAUAGACAAGUGGAUGUAUUCAAUUACAUGGUUAAGCCUAAAGUUUUGAGAUUUAUUAACGGACAAAAUAGCACCCUCUUCACAUAUGGAGUGUCAGGAUCAGGUAAGACCUUCACGAUCGUCGGGACAGCGGAUGAACCAGGAAUCAUACCAAGAGCUCUGGAGUACAUAUUCAGAACGAUAAAGGGCGUAGGAUUUAAAGACGAUAUUAAACCUUUACCAGCUCAGCAAGUACGUCAAAUGUCAAAAGAAGAAGUGCUCAAUGCCAGCAGAGACAAGGCAACUUUGCUAAAUGCUAGUUUUUUGGAUAAACACUUUCAUGCAGAGCAGUACAGGAAGAUGCAGCAGAGCCUCAUCGAUGAACCAGUUGCGCAUUUGGAAGUGGCUAGUGAUGUAUAUGUUAGCAUUUGGGUAUCUUUUGCUGAAAUUUAUAACGAGUAUAUCUACGAUCUCUUGCAACUUCCACAGAAAAAUAAGGAAAAGCCAAAGUUACGUUUAGGUUGUACGAAAUACGGUACCUACAUAAAACAGUUGACGUCCAUCAACGUGCAGAGUGGCGUCGAGGCCUACCAGAUCCUUCAGUUUGGCAUAAACAACUUGAAGUAUGCGUCGACGGCGUUGAACUGUCACUCCAGCCGUUCGCACAGUAUAUUCACUAUAAAGAUGGUGCAGUGGAAGAAAAACAGCGACGUCUGCAUCAGUACUAUCAAUUUUUGUGAUCUAGCGGGCAGCGAGAGGCUCAAGAAAACAGGAAACGUUGGCGAUCGAUUGAAGGAGUCGAAUAAUAUCAAUAUUUCUUUGCUGGUGCUUGGUCGAUGCAUAGAGAAUAUCCGCGCCGGCCAAAAGAUGAAUCAAAUGAAGAGCAAACCGAUCCCCUUCAGGGAAUCGAAACUGACGCGGCUCUUCCAGAAUGCCUUGAUGGGCUUUGAGGACAUGAACAUAAUAAUCAACAUCAAUCCUUCGUUGGGAAUGUUCGAUGAAUCGCAGCACGCGUUGAACUUUGCUGCGAUUGCCCAACAGAUAAUCAGCAUCGAGAAACCGAUACGGAUGGUGAGGAAUCGCUUCUCGGAGAUGUUGCAGAAACAGGACGGGCCUACGGCCGUCCAGCUACGGUCAGUUUCUGACGAGGAGUUUGACAGGAUACAAAAUGAACUCCAGCGUAUACAAGAUCAAAACAUCGAGUUACAGUUGCAAAUGAACCAGAUGCAAGCAGAACACUACGAGGAAAUCCAAUCGACUGUGGACGAGGCAACUGUUCGAUUCCGAAAUAUUUGGGAAAACAGAAUUAAACAAGUGAAGGAAAGGGCCGAAUACGAUCUACAAGCUCUAAGGCAACAGUAUGAAGAGAAAAUUCGGGAGAUGCAAGAGGAUGUCAUAGAAAUUAGCAGUGAUGAAGAACCUGAUGAGAGGGAUAAUAUGCUGAAAGACGCCGAAAAUUGCGUAAAAGACUUGCAAACUCAAGUGCGUCAGUUGCAAAAUGAAAACGAGCUACUUUGCAUUCGAAUUUUAGAGUUGGAAGAGAAAGAGGCCAAACUAGAGGAACAACUAUUAGCGUACCAUCAAACUUUGCCACUUCUUGCAGACACUGACAUUAGCAAUGAAAAUAGUGAAGAUGAGGGAGGAACAUACUAAUCGGGAUUGAUUUGUUGUAAUUGUUAAAUCUUAGUAAGUUGUUAUUAUUUAUGAUAUGUAUGUACCUUUUAUACCAGUGUUUUAUUAAUUUUAAUUAAAAGGAUGACGAUUAAA
This is a messenger RNA of Acanthoscelides obtectus, 2454 nucleotides long. NCBI's taxonomy places the organism in Eukaryota, Metazoa, Arthropoda, Insecta, Coleoptera, Chrysomelidae. The record is from the annotation of a GenBank genome assembly.